Messenger RNA from Petromyzon marinus (sea lamprey), 1508 nucleotides. RefSeq names its product solute carrier family 35 member D2-like protein. The record is from RefSeq and is a predicted model, not a curated record. Lineage: Eukaryota; Metazoa; Chordata; Hyperoartia; Petromyzontiformes; Petromyzontidae.
AAGGGUGGGCGGCGGCGGCGGUGUGUGGGGGGUGGGAUCAUGAUGCCGUGAUGCCUCGGGGCAGAUUCUCAAAGCCCGAGGCAGCUCCGUCUCCAUCGUCGUCCGAACGUCGGUCACCGGCAGCAGCAGCAGCGGCGGCGGCGGCAGCGGGAGAUAAAAUCAGCGGCGCAGGCACGGGAGGGCGCCCGCGGGACCAUGCGGCCGAGGCGGCGAGCAGGACGGGGCCAGCGAUGCUCGCCCGGCUCCUGGCGGCCGCGCUCUACGGCAUCAGCUCCUUCCUCAUCGUGGUGAUCAACAAGAGCGUGCUCACGGCCUACAGAUUUCCGUCUUCUAUAUCCCUGGGCAUCGGACAAAUGGUGGCCACGCUCGUGGUGCUGUAUGCUGGCAAGCAGUGCGAUGUGGUCUCCUUCGCUGAUCUGGACCGGAGUGUCCUUCGCAAGAUCUUCCCCUUGCCUCUGAUCUAUUUAGGAAACUUACUGACAGGGCUGCUGAGCACAAAGCGACUAAACCUUCCCAUGUUCACUGUGCUGAGAAGAUUCUCGAUUCUCUUCACAAUGAUCGCGGAGGUUAUCGUGCUCAAGAAGAAAGUGUCAACCUCCGUGCAGCUGACAGUGAUGACCAUGAUCCUGGGUGCCUUCGUUGCAGCUAGCUCUGACCUGGCCUUUGACCUCCAGGGCUAUGUCUUCAUCCUGCUCAACGACAUCUUAACAGCCGCCAAUGGAGUUUACAUAAAGCAGAAGCUUGAUACGAAGGAGCUGGGCAAGUAUGGGCUGUUGUUCUACAACGCGCUCUUCAUGAUCGUGCCCACGAUGCUGAUAGCGCACGUCACUGGCGACGUGGACAAGGCUUUGGAGUUUUCUGGCUGGGCUGAUCCUCUCUUUGUCGUACAGUUUCUCCUCUCCUGCAUUAUGGGGUUUGUUCUCAUGUAUUCCACUGUGCUGUGCACUCAGUGGAACUCUGCCCUCACCACAACCAUCGUGGGCUGCAUUAAGAAUGUCUUCAUCACUUAUAUUGGGAUGGUCUUUGGAGGGGACUACAUCUUUUCGUGGACUAAUUUUAUUGGUCUGAACAUCAGCAUUGCGGGCAGUCUGGUGUACUCCGUCAUCACGCUGCGUGGCGAGCGGGCGCAGGCCAAGCAUGCGUCUAAUGGCCUUGGAGAUGCGCGCCUGCGCACCACGGUAAAGAAGAAAAAGUGAAGACGGAGAAGGGGGGGACCAAGCGGAGGGUCACAACUCUUAAAAUUCCACACUUCAAGAAAGUGUUUCCUUUUACUAUUGAUCUCUGCAUGUCAAGAUUUGCAUUGCCAAUAGCUGAACGUACUGAUGGUUUUGUGAAGCUACUGGAAGUUAAAAUAUUUCCUAUAUUUUAAUGCACAUUUCAAAGAAUUGAGUGAAUCUGGUUGAUUAUAACUUUGGGAACAAAAUACUGUUUGUACAAUGGGAAAUGCGUUGCUUACAUUUUGACUGAAGGAAUUUUGAUUGUCGAUCAAAUAAAAUCAGCAAAUCAAA